CGGCGCCAUUUUGUGUCAGUCUAUUUCCGGUCUCCCUCUCGGUCGGUCGGAGCGGCGUCACCUCGUUACCUGUUCGGUCCUGAGAUCGGCGGAAACCGGGGGAACGCGGCUCCAGCUCGGACACCGACCGUCAACUACCGCCGCCACCAGAGCUGUUGUCCCUUGUGAGGUUGACGCUCAGGAGUUGAAGAAACAGACUUCAAUAAUGCCGUGCUUUAUCAUCACACCUCCCUCAAAUAACAAGAGACAGAAUAACCCAAAGAAAAACACAAAUACAAAGAAAUACAAGAACUUGGCAGAUGCAGUCGAUCUUCUAGAGAAACUCAAGAAAAAACCUGGUGACCUCGAUGCAAUCUCUGCUUUUGUGAAGGCCAAUGAAGAGGAAGAUUUCCAACUCUCAAAUAACGAACAACUCAUCCUGAGGGUGUGUGAUCUUAAUGGGACUGUAUACAUGGGACAAGAUCAUAUGUUGGAAUCCUGGCAAAGCUUCUAUUUACCCAAGGAGACCAAAAUGGAGGUGCUGGGAGCUAUUGACAACUAUCACGGCCUUCAGCUGGUUAUUUUAGUGGCGGAUAACGGACACAUGUAUGCUUAUGAGGAAGACAGACUAGUUCACAUAGCCAGCAGUUUACCUAGUUUGGUUCAGGACGGUUUAGAAAAAAAUCCAUGUUUCUAUGAUUUACAGGAGCUGAGCGAUGAGGAAGAUGAAACUCAUAGCGAUGAGGAAGUUCAAAAAAUCAGACAAAGAACAAAAGAUUUUGUGAAUCAAAGUUCAGAGGCAUUUGACAAAAUGUUGGAUUUUUUUUAAGUACAAAUCUUCAGAGGUUUAUUAUGCCAUUUCCCUUCAGUUUAAAGACAUUGUGUAUGAUAUGGGUCAACUUAACCAUCCUCAUUGUUUAUUGUACAAGAAGAAAGAUCUUCUCUGAUUGGAAUUGGCUAAUUUGUAAAAAGCUGUAAAUAAGUACUUGGUGACUGCAAAAUGGAUAAUCGUUUCCUGAAUGUUUUCUUUGAACAGCCAGAAUGUGCUUGAACCAGGAUAUCUUCAUAGUUUCGACUGUCUUCACCCCCUGCGGAGUGCAGUUUGGAUGCAUCAUACACCUGAAUGGAGGUCCCUGAAAUCUAUUGGUGUCAGAUAAGGCCAUGUACAACUGAUAGACCUGCAGGAAUAGCCUCACUUAGUACUGCUUGUAGAGUAAAUAUGGAACAUGAGAAAUAGGGGGAGUUGGGGUUAGGAGCCCUGGAGAGGAGAUGAGUGUAUUAAUAUCUAACAGCCAAAAUUUAUAUACCAACGGCUAGACACGAGGAGAGAAGGCAAAUGAGUUGGGCUGCAUAGAGAUGGGGGUGCCUUCUAUUUCAGACAGAAAAAAAGGGAGUAAUCCCAAUAGGCAAAACUGUUAAGAACAAAAGGAGGAAAAUAUUGUGCCCUGUCAAUAGAUGGAAAAAUGGUGAGGGUGUGGGAAUAGACUAACGUGAACCAUAUACCCUUUAUUAAGUGUGAGACACAACACUCGUACACUGUGUGAACAAAUAUUAAACCUGCUUCUGUAGGCCGAGCUAAAAUAUACUUUAAAACAAGUAGGUGAAUAAUAAUCUAAAUGCUAGCUCACACCCAUCGUUGAAAAAGUGAUAAAGUCGAUGGACUGAAGAGAUGCAAGAUGAUCGGUUAUAUAGAUCUGGCCAUUACAGCACAUAGCGACAAAAAUGACAGAUGGUCUGCUAGCAAUGAUAAAUCCUCAACUACCUAGUACAGUUAAUUAAUCUUAACGGCUUGAUGAA
Messenger RNA from Pelobates fuscus (common spadefoot toad), 1776 nucleotides. RefSeq lists its product as uncharacterized. The coding region runs from base 206 to 808 and encodes 200 amino acids. NCBI's taxonomy places the organism in Eukaryota, Metazoa, Chordata, Amphibia, Anura, Pelobatidae. The transcript has 5 exons. The record is from RefSeq and is a predicted model, not a curated record.